Molecule: messenger RNA, 5463 nt
Organism: Prosopis cineraria
Lineage: Eukaryota; Viridiplantae; Streptophyta; Magnoliopsida; Fabales; Fabaceae
Exons: 3
Coding region: 998-5128 (1376 amino acids)
Source: RefSeq, a predicted model, not a curated record
CUUUCCUCGAAGUUGCAGAGCUUGACCAAAAAAUUCCUUCCAACCUUUUCUUUUCUUGUGGGUAAUUCUUGUCUUCGUCGGCGUCGCCUUCUUCUUCUUCGUCUUUAAUCUCAAUGGGAUCGGAAAUUCCCUAAUUUUUAUGCUUUGUUUCUCAUAGCUUGUGAUUUUAGGUAUUUUUUGUUGAAUAACCAUCGUACUAAGUUGUGUCUCCGUUUUUUUGCUCUCCUCUUCUAUUUUGUUUGUAAGUGUAGAUUUGAUUUCGUCUCUUUCGGGAGGUUUUUCAUGUUCUCCGCACUGCUGUUAUUGGGGGUCCCUUAUGUGUUUUUGUUCUCCUCCUUCACGGAUUUUGUUUGUGACUUUGGUUUUACAAUUCUUUGGGGUUUCGCAAGAUUUGAUGGAGUUCAGUGAUAUCCAGAUCGUUUUCCCCCUUUUGGUGGUGAUUUGAUGUUUUUAAUUACUUUCUAGUCUCCUGAGGAAAACUUUACUCUUUUCUUAGUCAGUUUGAUAUUCUCCUUGAAUUCGUGUUCAAUUUACUCUGCAUGCACGGUCUUAAGAUUCUUCAGGGUGUAAGUAUUCACUGAUCUGGCGGUUUGUUUUGAUUGUGUGGUCGGUUAGUUUCGGAUCUAAUAGAUUUUGCUUUCAUUCCUGCUCUUAGACUCUUAGAUUUGUCGGUGCUGUACUUGACUUGCUGUCAAUGUUCUGUUUGGUGUUGAUUUUUCAGUGUUGCGGUUUUCUGAUACUGCGGUUUUAUGUUUUGUGUUUUGCAGGUUGAGACUACCGAUCUGUUAUUUUCGCACUUUGAAGUGUGACUAACACCUCGAAAAUAAAAUUAAGUUGUCUAGGAGGAGCUUUUGGAAGAAAGAUAUGUCUAGCAACGUUAUAUUCAGUUCAGAAUACUAAUCUACUUGAAAACUUGUAUUGAAAGUUGCUUUCGCUUUUGAUUUAUAAUAUUGCCCCUAGAAAGAGGGGUUGUGGCAUUUGGGCAAGCUUUGGAAUCAUGCCUGUUUCAGGACGUGAAGAGACUGGGGUUAAAUCCUAUGACGGGCAGUUUAGUGGUUUAAUUGCAGCUGUGCCUAUCAAGAAAAGGAGGUUCCCUUUGAUUCCAACAUUUUCACCUUUGUCUGGAGAACAAGAUUCACUCACUGAAGAAAAUGAAAAUGAAUCUCUACGGAAAGAACAUUCAAGCACUCCUCAAGGAUCAACCGUUUCAAAUGCUAGUGUUGCAGACGCACCAAUCAAGAAAAGAAGGCUCCCCUCGGUUCAAGCUUCAUCUUCUUCGGAAGAACUUUCUUCACUACCAGAAGAAAACAAUGCAUCUCAUAGGGAAAAUUCGAGCACAACACUGGUUUCAACCCUUUCUAUCAAUUCUGCUGUGUUAUUUGAUACCAAUAAUAACCCUGCAUUUGUAGGAAAGAAUAUAACUUCUGAGGUUACAACUUCUAACCUUGCCCAAAGCAAUUCCAAUUAUGUUAGCCCCAAAAUUGAGGAACCAGAUCUUGCGUCGCACUCAAGAGCAUUGGAUGAUGCAAGCGGCAAAGAGAAGUUGAUUGCUAGUGAAAGUUAUGAAAAAAAAUCGGGACCCCAAGUGAAGAAGGAGAAUUCAGAACUCUUGUUGGCUGCUAAAGAAAGUCUUGCACUAAAUAUAGGAUCCAAGAUUAGCAAGCGAAGUGUUGAAGAGAAAGAUAAACAGGAGAGUUGUGCCAGCACUAAUUUAUCUUUAGGUUUUAAGGAGCACUUAUCUCCAGCUGUGCCUAGCCUUGAUAUUGGUGAGAGAUUCCAGAAAACUCAGAAAGCAGGGUCUGUUUCACUGAAGUUAUCUCUGAGCAAGGAAGAAAGUAGUUCAAAGAGUUGUAGUGAUGAUGCUAGAACUAGUAGGGCAAACUGGGAUCUGAAUACUACAAUGGAUGCAUGGGAAGAACCUGGGAGUGAUGCUCCUUUAGGUAAAACAUGUACUUCAGGUAAAACAUCUACUUCUGCCUGUGGGCUGCAAAUUGCUGGCAAGGCACCUAAUGAUAAUAAUGUUAUGUGUUCCCCUGGGAUGGAACCCACUGGCAGUGCUUCCAUAAAGCACACCACUGCAGAGAAUCGAAACAAAGCUUUCGUGAUUUCAUCCAGACAGUAUGGCCAAGAGUAUGAAAAUGUCAACCCUCGUAACAUUUGCGUUGCCUCAUGUCUUCAGAAAUACACUGGAGAACCUUCUAGAUUAUCUGUUAAAGAAAAAACAGACCUUCUCUUUCCUACUUUGAGCUUGUCAAAUGCUUCAGCCUCUGCUGUUGAUGGAAACAAAAGUAGUGUUAUGAUAGUAAAAUCAGAGCCAUUAGAUGAGAACUUGAAACAGGACUCAAAGGAGGCUAAGCCUAGUCCUGUGGGAUCAUUAGAUGGAGUCACUGUUAAACAUGAAUUGGUUGAGCGUUCCAGUGUUGAUUAUAUCAAGACGACUUCUAAAGGUAGCAAUCUUAAGUUACUCGAUCCUAAAUUUGUUAAAUAUGAACCUGGUCAUUCAAAUAAUCAGGGAAGACCCAUGAUGAUGGAGAAUGUAUCAGAUCAAAUGGGGGCAGGGUCGCUACAGGGAUCAGAUAACCAUUAUUCCUUAGAAAAGUCAGUGACUUUAGAAUCAGCGCCAUUUUCUGCAGGGACCGCUUGUCCUCCAGUGGAAGGCAUAUCUUCAGAACAGUUGACUACCAGUGCAAGUAUGGUUAGCCAUCAAGAAAAUCACGCUUCUAUAGAUGAAGCCUAUAUUGAUGAAAAAACAUCUGAGGGAGAUUGUUCAGGUGACAAGGAGGCUCCUCCAGAAACAGUUGCCACAGCCAUGGUUGAUAAUGCAGAAUUAAGUGGUCCUGCCGUGAAGGAUUGUGCAAGAGGUGGUGAGGAAAAAGUAGAUGAUGCUGAGGGAUGCCGGUUGAAACUCAUGAAUGAGCACCCCUUAGAUACACGGUGCAGUGGUGAAGAUGGUGUUAGUGAUGAUGAAAAGAUAACCUUAUCAGCUGAUAUGCUAGAGGAUGAUUCUUAUGGUUAUGAUUAUGAAUCGGAUGGCACUCAUUCUUUAACUGUUGCCAUGGAUGUAGAUCAGCGUGGUGAAGAGGAUGAUGAUUAUGAAGAUGGUGAGGUACGUGAACCAUUAAAGCAUUCUGUAGCAGAAGAAUCUGUUUGUGAGGUAAGAGAAGUAGAACGUGUUGUUUCUAGUCAUUGUGAUGAUGGCAAGCAGAUUGAGAAAGAAGUGUUAGGUGGUGAUUGCCCCACCUCAUCUUGUAUUGAUGAGGAUGACAAUAGGACUGUUACUCGUACCAAAAUAAAUUGUGGUAAAGAAGGUAUUGACGAUGAAUCAAUCAAUAUGUCUCAUAAUGUUACUGACAAAACUGUGUGUCUGCAAGAGUCAUUGGAAGCUGAAAACCCAAAUGUUGGCCCUCAAAUAAGGUCGUUAGAUUAUUCUGAAAGGAAUAAAGCGCUUAAUGCCAGAGAGACCAAAUUAGUAUCUGAAGACAAUAAUGGAAGCAAUGAAGUAGAUGUUGCUCAGUGUGCUGAUGAGGUUGUCAAGAACCUGGACAUGGUUAGAACUGACUUAGAUUUGCCAAAGAUGGAAGUAUCUGUAGAUAUUGAUAAUGCUAGCAAGGAUGUUAGUGAUAGUGGUAAUCAAGGAAGAAUUAUAAAUUUGGCCCAAGCUGCUAGUCCUUUAUCCCCUACUAAAUCCAGGUCCAUACCAGGCAGGGCACUGCCAUCUCAAGCUGGGAGGGAUGCGUUACCUGACGCAUUUCAUAAUGAGAAUUUACAUGGAGGAAGAGAUGAUAUUUACAUUGAUGGUCCUUGCAAAUUUUCAAGAGAGAGGUAUCAAGAUAUUUCACCUAGAAACUCAAGACUAAGUUUUGUGCGUGGUAGAGGGAGGAUUAAUAGCCGGAUAGACACAUGUCGAGGUGAAUGGAAAUCUGACCGUGACUUUGCUGGUGAAUUUUAUAAUGGUCCAAGUCAUUUUCGUGGUCCUAGGAAUAAAUUUGUAUCUGCUGUUCAUGAUGCUGAAUCAGAGUACAAUAAUGUUACGCAUGAUGGUUCGUUUGUUGGUAACAAUCGGUUGGGUAGGAAGCCCUUGAAUGAUGACAGACCAGUCGGUCGUCAUAUUACACUGAGGAGACGGUCUCCAGGGGCGAGAGAGAGCUUGCAAAUGGGGCAUAGAAUUCCUAGAACUAUGAGCCCAAGUAGAUGUGUUGGAGACGAUGGUUCUGAGUUUGUUAAUAUGAGGCAUGGUGAGAAGUUUUUGAGAGGUUACCCUCAGGAUACUAUGGAUCCUAUGUUUUCACGUCCCCCACCAUUUGAGAGAGGAGAUGGUCGAUUUACACGGGGAACAAGAAGCUUCAUUCAGAGAAGGGGUCCUCCUCGAAUUCAUUCCAAGUCUCCAAUUAGAUCUACGAGUCGCUCACCUGGUCCAUGGUCAUCCUCCCGAAGAAGAUCUCCUAGAGGAUCACCAGAUGGGUUUGGCGGACAUCCUGAAUUGGCCCACCGACGAUACAGAGUUGACAGAAUGAGAUCCCCUGAUGGUCCAAUUUUCUCUGGGGAGAGAAGAGUGGUCAGGAGGCAUGUCUCUCCAUAUAUGUCUCGUCCUUCUAAUGAUACGAGGGAUUUUGAUUCUGGAAGGGGUCGCGGGCAUCCCAGGUCUAUCAUAUCUAACAGGGGUACAUCUGGUCGAAUCAUGUUUAGAAACAGAAGAUUUGAUGCUGUAGAUCCCCAAGAUCGGCCAGAUAAUGAUGAGUACUUUGGAGGUCCUAUGCAUUCUGGUCGACAAUUUGAACUAAAUGGUGAAGGCAAUGGUGAUGAGAGGAGAAGGUUUGGCGAGAGACAAGGACCAGUUAGAUCAUUUAGGCCUCCUUAUAAUGGUGGUGUUAGUGAGAAUUUUGAUCUUGAUGCAGAGGAUGGGCCUAGAAACUACAGAUUUUGUGCAGCUGAUUCAGAGUUCCAAGAAAGAAGCAAUUUGAGAGAGAGGGAUUUUGACAGGCGUGUCAAGAACAGGCCAGCAAAUAUGCCCCCUAGAAGAGCAAGAAAUAUAGAUGAGCAGGAAGCAAAUUACAGGAAUAGUGGACAGGAGGUUUGGAGUGAUGACGGCUUUGAUGAUAUUUCAAGAGUGAAGAGAAAAAGAUUUUAGUUGUGUCGCUAGAAAGUCUACAAUUCAGGUCAAAAAAGAAAAAGAAGCUAGAAAGUCUGCCGCUUAAUGCUGCAGGAUAGGUGGAAAAUCUGUACUGCAAAUUUUCGUCUAGAAAAGUAUAUUAGAUUAAUUUUGAUUUAUAAAUAUUAUCCUAUGUUUGAAGACUUGAUGUGUGACUAAUUCAAGCGAAAGGGCAGAAUUAUUAUCGCUGCAUUGGGGAUAUAAUUUUUUCCAAAGUAUCUGUCUUUCUGAGAAAUGGGGACUGGUACUUUUUUGGGAUAUUAAUGGAUGAUUGUUAUUAUAAUUACUUUUGCAGAUUUUCUUACCAUAGUUCA